AGAGCAGAGCAGUAACUUGUCACUAGCUUUUUCAAUGUAUAUAUUCUGAUUCAUAAUUCUGAUGAACACGGCUUUAAAAAAGUCUAUGGAUGUAGUUUUUAACUUUACAAAAAGAUACUUGUGUUAUAUGAUGGACAUGAAACAAAAGAUAGCGGUUAAUUUUUUAAUGGAAAAUGUACUAAACACUAGUACAAGUACUGAGAGUUCAGAUAUAAGUGAAAUCAGUUGGAAUAGCAGCUUUUCAGUCAAUACAUCUUUAAACAGUGAAGAAAAUGAUAGUUGUAUAUUGUUACUGCCUUUACUGAAAUAUUUAAUUAAUGGACGUAAGAAACAUCGAGUUGAACAUUAUCUUCAUGUUGUUGAUAGCUGGACAGAUUUAGAAUUUAAGGAACACUUGCGAGUUGAGCGUACCACUGCAAUUCAAUUAAUAGUAUAUAAUUUUUUAUAUGUUUUAGAUGAAUUACGUGAAAGUAAUUUUAUUCCUUCACACUCAUUUGGAACGAAACCAAUUGAAGCAAAACUGAGUUUUCUUAUUUUUUUAUGGCACAUGGCAAACACUGAACCUUUACGAACAAUAUCAGAUAGAUUUGAUGUCUCAAUUUCGUCUGUCUUUCGAGUAAUUCGCCGAGUAACAGCUUGGAUUUUGACAAAAUUAGAUAACGUUAUCAAAUGGCCUCAAGAACAACACAUCGAAUAUGUUUGUCAUCAGUUUUACACUAAACGAGGUUCUCUUCAUGACGCACGAGUCCUGAGAAAAUCUGUUUUAUACAAUUCAGCUAAUGAACAUAGAGAGGUAAUUUUUCCCAAUGAAAAAUUUAUAAUUGGCGAUUCUGCAUACCCGUCAUUACAAUGGCUUGUUCCUCCUUUCCGUGAUAAUGGUUAUCUUACUCCUCAUCAGACCGAGUUUAAUUUUAUACAUUCUUCAACACGUAUGGUUGUAGAAAAAGCAUUUGGUUAUUUGAAAGGACGUUUCCGACGAAUUAAAUUUUUUUCAGAAUACCGCAAAAUGUCAUUUAUUACAAAUACAGUUGUAGCUGCAUGUAUCUUACAUAAUUUAUGUUUGAAUUGUAAUGACGACAAUUUUAAUGAUAAUAAUGUAGAAAUCGAGGAACCAAAUGAUAAUAUAAAUAAUGAUACUAAUGAAGAUGUUAAUUGUGAACUUCAGGUAGAUCGACGAAUGCAAGUAUUCAGAGAAAUAUUUGGCCAGGAAUAGAUAUAUGUGUGUAAUGAUUACUAUAUAUAUAAGUUAUGUAUAAAUACUGAUUACGUAUAUAAAAAAUAAUAGGAAAAACGUUGAGACACAAUAUUAUAUAAAAUUUUCUUGCAAAAUGCUUAUAAAUUAAUUGCGAUACACUUUAAUGUUCGACUUAUUGAUUAAUAAAAUUAAGUAUAAAAAAAUAAAUUGUACUGAAUGAAAAAGGACCAAAAUAAAUUUGAACUUUUCUUAAGCUUUUA
Messenger RNA from Monomorium pharaonis (pharaoh ant), 1455 nucleotides. RefSeq lists its product as uncharacterized. The transcript is spliced from 4 exons. The record is from RefSeq and is a predicted model, not a curated record. The coding region runs from base 62 to 1213 and encodes 383 amino acids. Lineage: Eukaryota; Metazoa; Arthropoda; Insecta; Hymenoptera; Formicidae.